This is a messenger RNA of Populus trichocarpa (black cottonwood), 2571 nucleotides long. RefSeq lists its product as uncharacterized. The transcript is spliced from 3 exons. NCBI's taxonomy places the organism in Eukaryota, Viridiplantae, Streptophyta, Magnoliopsida, Malpighiales, Salicaceae. The coding region runs from base 542 to 1204 and encodes 220 amino acids. The record is from RefSeq and is a predicted model, not a curated record.
CUACUCUCUAUCUCACAGAGGAAGAAAGUAAGCAGGUGUGUAAAAUACUCUGGAGAGUCAUUUCAGAUCCGUGGAUUCUGUCUCCUUCCUUCAUUUCUUGACUGCCCACUCGGUCUCUUCCUCCCCCUCCCCCUUCCCCGCUCUACGGAAAGCAAAAAACCAGCCCAAAAUUAGCACGAUAACAAUCAAACUCUGUUUCCCUUUGGAUCUCCAUGUUCUCUCUUUGAGCUUUGUCACUGAUAUAGUGUCUUUAACCGCUUGGUGAAGGGGUUUGUGAUCUUUGUUUCUAACUGGGAGAGGACUCCGAUCCGAUCCGUUUUGAUCUUAUCUAAUCAGGUUCUGAAUAUAUUUUUAUUUUUGUUAUAAGCUGGCUUUGAAUCUUGUGAUGCUUGAUUUGGAUUUGUCAUGGAGGAGAUCUAGAACUUUCGCUGUGAAUUUGCUUCAGAUUUAAUCGUAGAAGUUUUGAUUUUUAGAGGGAUUUUGUUAGAAUUGGGUUUUAGCUGAAAGAGUACAGCAGCUGAAUUGGUGAGCAUUUCAAAUUAUGGAGACGCUUGUUGUUGUGGCUCAACACAGGAAUCAGUACUACACCAAAGUUAGGUCAAAUGGGCCUGCUAAAUUUGGGACUUCACCUUCUAAGCACUUUAAGGAUAUCAAUUGCAGGACUUUUCAAUCCAGGGACGGGAUACUCCCAACCCCAUUUCAGGCUUCCACUACCACUGUAACCAAAAUCACCAGCCAUGUUCCUCCCACUUCUAACUCUCCAAAAACACCACCACCUGCUAUUAAGUCUCAAUUUAAUUCUCAUCCUGUUGACAAUGGUAACUUUAAGACCAUUUCGAAAAGCUCUCCCAUAACCAUUAAUGUCACAGUUCCUAGAAAGGAGACAUCUUUUUAUGAGGACAUGGGUUUUGGGAAUGAGAAUUUACCCUUCUCGGAGCGUUGGGCUGGUCCGGCGUAUUCGAAUUCUCCACCACCUAGUUCUUUGCCGAUUCCCAAGUUCUCAAUGAGGCCACCAAAGCGAACAGUGUCCCUUGAUUUACCUGUGAACCAUGGUACUGAUUUUAAUGUGCAGCCAACUGCCAAGUCUGCACCAGCUUCUCCUUCUAGGGAGCAUAGCCCAUCUAUGAAAGAUUUGUUUCUUAGUGCUGACUCUGCGACAAAGACUCUGCGUCGCAUUCUCAACCUUGAUGUGGCGGAUGAGUGAAGCUUAAGGGGCCUUUUGCUCCUGUAAAUAGUGAAUUUCAGUGGUAGAUGUAUAUAGAUGAAUAAAGCAGCCAGUAGUGUCGGUUUCUUUAGUUUUUGGUGGCGGCGGAAACAGUCCUGGCUUGGUGGGUCAAUAAUUUCUGAUGUUACACUGAGAAACUGAUUUGUGACCUGUAGUGAUCUGGUAGCAAGGCAAGCAGGCAGGCUUACCAAGUACAUGACUUUGGAGCUAAGAUGAGGCAGGUUAAUUGUAAUUUGGACAAUGUGAAGCGGAUGGAAGCUGACUCCAAUACUUUCGAGAAGCAGAAGGGAACUUAAAAUGAAGUUAAAGAGAAUGUCAUUUCUUCAGAGGGACGGGGCAACUUACUAUUUUCAAUUCUAUCAUGCCCUAACGAUGCAAAUCUAUUUGCAUAAUCUCCUUGUGGGAUGUUUAUUAGCUCUACUCUAGCUCGAGUAGAAUUUAGACCUAUAGCAUCAAACACAAUGUAUAUACUGCAUUGCGACUUUGAUUAGUCUUGUAGUUCCGUAGGUUUCUGUCUUAUUUUCAUAUCUUGACUUUCUUUUCGUUGUUUCAAUUCCACCUUUUUCCAACUACACUUUCAACUGCUAUCAUUAAUUAGCCUCUUAGAUUCCUAGUAUAGAAUUGCCUCAAUUGGCAACAUAGAUGAUCUGUUUUCUUGUGACCGUUUCCUUGCUUCAGCACCUCUCAACAAUCAACUCCUCUUAUAUAAAUAUUCACCAUUUCUUUCUUUCUUCUCUAAGUAGCUCCAAUUCCCUGUACACCAUUUCAUCUUUAGUUAGCUCUAACUCCUUGCACACCCUGCAUGGGUGCUGUUUCUCCUUGGCCAUCUUUUCUGUUUUUUAAGAGGGAAAAGUGGAAAGAGGAACUGAAAACAGUUGUUAGUGUCUUCUGCUCCUUUGGUCUUCUAAGAUCAAUCCUAUCCGUGUUGCUCUGUCCUGCUGCAAGCCUAUCAGUUUCUUGUUAUUCUGAGCAGGUAAUAGGGCCUCUUAUUUGCCAACGAUGAUGUGUAUAUUCCUUGGAGAUUGUCGACCACGCCAAGCCAAGGCAGCUGCUUGUCCAAGAACAUAUCAGGAGGCAGUUGUAGGAGGACAUGUUCGUGAUAGAUGUAGUCCUAAAAGUUAAGUCUUAUUAGGGUUCAUCCAUACGUGUUUUCUAUUUCUUGUCACUUGUGACCAAGACUUUAGUGCAACAUGUGUCUUGCUGUUUGUCUUGUGUUACCAGGAGCCCCUUUCAUUAGUCGAGUUAUGCGUGCUGUUGGACCAAUGUCGUGUUUACAAUGUCAUUAUGUAUCCAGACUUCAAUGUAUCAAAGUUUAUUGCAUCGUUUCUUUCUUGUGUUUGGAUGAA